Molecule: messenger RNA, 1688 nt
Organism: Propithecus coquereli (Coquerel's sifaka)
Lineage: Eukaryota; Metazoa; Chordata; Mammalia; Primates; Indriidae
Gene: CCDC183
Product: coiled-coil domain containing 183
Exons: 14
Coding region: 27-1643 (538 amino acids)
Source: RefSeq, a predicted model, not a curated record
GAGGUGCCCAGGGCCCCUGGGGGACCAUGAGGGCCACCAUAAAGAGACACAGUGAGGCAGACGUGGAGGAGCAGACACAGGAGCUGAAGACCAUCACUCGACUCCAGGAGCAAUGUCGGGCGCUCCAGAUCCAGGGGGCGAGAGAGAAGUCAGCCCAAAACAAGGCUACGCUGGCCCUCCUGCGCAGCAACCUCCGCCGCGGGGCCCAGGACUGGGCUUUGGCCAAGAAGUGCGACCAGUGGACCGUGUCCAGGGCGUGCGGGAAGGACGCGCCCCUGAGGCUGGCGCACUGCCGCAGCACGGUGGAGGUGGCGCGGGAGAGGCUGCGCAAGUACGUCUUCGACCGCGUGAACGUGCACAACGUGCUGAUCCACCUGGUGCGGCGGCGCGGGCAGAAGCUGGAGAACAUGCAGCUGGAGCUGGCCGGCUUGCGCGGCCAGCCCGACGCCAGCAAGGAGGAGCAGCGGCUGCUGCAGGUCAUCCGCCAGCUGGAGAACAACAUCGAAAAGACAGUGGUCAAGAUCACCACGAGCCAGCACGUGCAGCUGCUGUACGUGAACCUGCUGAACUACCUGAAGCAAGUGCUGGUGGGAUACCCCACAGAGCUGGACAAGCUGCAGAAUCUCGUGGCCGACUACUGCUCUGAGCUGUCGGAUAUGACGGUCAUGUCCCAUGACGCCAUGAUGAUCACAGAUGAGGUCAAGAGGAACAUGAGGCAAGGGGAGGCGUCCUUCAUCGAGGAGCGCAGGGCGCGGGAGAAUCGGCUCAACCAGCAGAAGAAGCUGAUCGACAAGAUCCGCACCAAGGAGACCAGUGAAAAGUACCGCCGGGGCCAGAUGGACUUGCACUUCCCUUCCAACAUGAUGAGUACGGAAACCCUGAGAGUGAGGAAAAAAGAAACCUCUGUGGCUGACAUUGAAUACCAGACGGGUGUGACUGCUUUGGUGGACAAAGUCAAGACUGCUGUGCAGUGCUCCCACCUCUGGGACAUCGCCAGCCGGUUCCUGGCCCAGAAGAACACAGAGGAGGACCUGGAGCUGCAGAUGAAGGACUGUGAGGAGAGGCGGAGGCAGCUGGAGGCCCUGGCCAAGAAGCUGCAGCUGGAGGAGGCGGUGCUCAAGUUCCACCAGAUGCCUGGCUCCAUCAGCUUUAAGUCCCUUGAGAAGAAGAUGAAGGACAUGCUGAAAGAGGAAGAGGAGAGGCUCCAGAUGGCCCACGCCAACCUGACCAAGAGCCAGAAACUACUGCUGACCAUCCAGAUGGGCAUCGACAACCUCUACAUCCGGCUGGUCGGGGUGGUCCUGCCUUCUGGCCAGAGAGAAGUGGUGCUCCCCGACACCCUCGAUUUGUACAGCAAGCUGGCGUACUGCGAGGGGAGGCUCACGUGGCUGGCCGACCGAGUGCAGGCCAUGUCCAGAACGGAGGAGGUCAACACGAAGGUGAGGGACGCCCUCGAGUCCUCCACGCUGAAGGAGAAGCGCAACACCAGGAUCAGCUUUGAGGACUUGGAGGAAGGUAUGAUCGAGACCUUCCAGUUCGCCGACGUGGACCACAGCUACGUGCCCUCGCGCGCCGAGAUCAAGAGCCAGGCCCAGCGGCUGAUCGAGGGGAAGCUCAAGGUGACCAAGAAGAAGAAGAAGUAGCCCCGCCCGCCCCGCUUUGUUACACAAAUAAACAUUUUUCCAGGA